Messenger RNA from Sebastes umbrosus (honeycomb rockfish), 3351 nucleotides. Its product is annotated as protein SOGA3-like. Bases 522 to 3179 code for a protein of 885 amino acids. The record is from RefSeq and is a predicted model, not a curated record. Gene Ontology annotation, biological process: regulation of autophagy. Lineage: Eukaryota; Metazoa; Chordata; Actinopteri; Perciformes; Sebastidae. The transcript is spliced from 8 exons.
UGUGUGUCAGUCAGCGACUCUCCUCCUUAAAGCUCUGCGGUAAGAAAUCACCCCUUUUUAUUGUGGAGCUCUCUGUUGAAAAUGCAUUCUUAAUUUGGACUUUUAAUGCAUAAAUAAAUUUGUGGAUUAGUGGCUGUCGAUUCCAGCAGGACAGUCCAGGACAAAAACAAGUAGGCCUUGUUUAAAGUUGUGGGUCAGGAUGAUGAUGAGGGUGUGAAGCUGGUUGCAGAAAAGUGACAUCUGGUGGCGUUCAUACAUGAUAUGUUAUGUUUUUAUUCCUGUUAUUUCUUGAUGUUCAUGUGAAGCACUUUGGGUACCUUUUGGUUAUUGUAAAGGGCUAUACAAAUACAUUUUGAUUGAUGGAUUGAUUGAUACUGGGAGGCAUCUUCCUCUAAGUUGAAACUAUAGUUGUAUGAAUGUUAAAGUAGAGUUAAGAAAAGUGGGCUAUGGUUUGCAUUUAAAUAAGUUUCUGCACAGCUAUUUAAACAACUAGAAAUUACAGCCUAUAUGUUGUGGAGUUUAUGUCAGUAGAGCAGAAAAUGAAGCCUUCCACCAGAGGCGCUGCUGCUCCUCCUCCAUCAUCAUCAUCAUCAGCAGCAGCAGCAGCAGACAAUAGGGAGGCAUCAGGGAGGAAGAGGAGGAGGAGGAGGCAGCAGCACCGGGUUUCCUCACCGGCUACAGCCCAGGAGGAAGCUCCGAGACACCCAGACAGGUCCAUCUCUCCUCUUCCACCUGCAGCAGGAAGGAGCAGAACCAGGGAGAGUUUGAGGUCUGCAGACGGAAGAGAGAGGGGUGGAGGAAGAGGAGGAGGAAGAGGAGCAGCAGCUGUUCACCCGGAUGGUGCUGAAGCUGAUGUAGUCAGACCAAACAGGGCGGAUGCUGUCGGUGAAGAUCCGACAGAUUCAUCAGCAUCUCCUCGUCGCUCUGCUUUACGCCUGCCCUGCCUUCAAGCAGGCGACUCACAGCAGCGGCUGUUGCCCGGCAGAGGAGCAUCCUCCGCGGCAGAGAACGAGAAGCAACCCGGUGAAGAGGAGGAAGGAGGCCGUGAGGAGAGGAGCGGCUGCGGUGUGGGCCUCGGUUUGGGUUUGUGGAGAGGAGGAUGCUUACAGGCUGAACUCAUCCACUUCCAUCUGCACAAGAGGCUGAGAAGGAUGCAAACCAGGACGGAGAACAUGGGAGCAGCAGAGGAGGAGGAGGAGGAGGCCGCUCAAGGAGAGCUGCAGCCGGCUGCAGACGCGACAGAGGCGGGGUCCGUGACACAGCAGCAGGACCAGGCCUUUGAGGACGAGAUGGAGAGACUGCUGGACGAAAAUGAAGAUCUUAAGUGUGAAAUAGAGGAGAUGAGGACCGAGAUGGACGAGAUGCGGGACACAUUCUACGAAGAAGACACGUGUCAGCUGCAGGAGAUGAGGCGUGAGCUGGAGAGGGCCAAUAAAAACUGCCGGAUCCUGCAGUACCGUCUGAGGAAGGCUGAGAGGAAGAGGCUGCGCUACGCCCAGACGGGAGAGAUCGAUGAGGAGCUGCUCAGGAGUCUGGAGCAGGACCUGAAGGUGGCGAAGGAUGUGUCUGUGAGGCUGCACCACGAGCUGGAAAAGGUGGAGGAGAAGCGCACAAAGACGGAGGAGGAGAAUGAAAAACUGAGACAGAAGCUCAUAGAGGUGGAAGUGACCAAACAAGCCCUGCAGAAUGAACUAGACAAAACCAAAGAGUCUCAAAAGAGAAGAGGAAGCAAGGACAUCCAGAAGACAGACAAGAAAUCAGCACAGACUCCUACAGAGGAGGACAAUGAGGACCUAAAGUGCCAGCUCGCUUUCAUCAAAGAGGAAGCAGUGCUCAUGAGAAAGAAGACGGCAAGUAUUGACAAAGAGAAGGACCGUUUGGAGCAAGAGCUGCAGAAGUACCGCUCCUUCUAUGGCGAACUGGACAGCACCCAUCCUAAAGGAGAGGCCGGGGGUCCACCCACCACCCGCGAGUCAGAGCUGAAGCUUCGGCUCCGCCUGGUGGAGGAGGAGGCCAACAUCCUGGGAAGGAAAAUAGUAGAGUUGGAGGUAGAGAACCGUGGCCUGAGGGCCGAGCUCGACGACCUCCGUGGCGAAGGAGAGGGCGCCGGAGGCUCUGGGAUGGGCGGGUCGGGCUCGGGGCGAGGCCUCGGCGAUGACCUGACGGAGCUCCGACAGCAGCUGCAGCUGGUGGAGGACGAGGCAGAGCUGCUGAGGAGGAACCUAGCCGAUGUCGAAGAUCAAAACAAGAAAGUGACCACCGAGCUGAACAAGAUGCGGUUCAAAGCCGGCACCCACGAGGGAGGCGGCAGGCAUGGAGGAGGAGGGAUUGAUGCAGCAAAGGCAGAAGCCCUUCAGGAGGAGUUAAAGGCAGCAAGGCUACAGAUUAACGACCUAAGUGGCAAGGUGAUGCAGCUGCAGUACGAGAACCGUGUGCUCCUCUCCAACAUGCAGCGCUAUGACCUGGCCUCCCACCUCUCCCUGCGGCCAAGCCCACGGGACAGCGACGCAGAAAGCGACGCCGGUGGUGCGACGAGCGGGCGCCGUGAGAGCGACGAGGACUCCAACUCCUCGCGCCUCCUCCCACCACACCGCAAACGCGAGGGCCCUGUAGGUGGGGAGAGUGACUCAGAUGAGGUCAGAAACAACAACGGAAGCAGCCGCUGCCUGACGCCCACGCGGGGCCUCUACACCCCCACUGGGCCCGAGGGCGCCGCCUCCUCCGCCUUGGCUCGCUUCCUGCCCGUUGGCCGGUGCAGCCUGCGCGACAGGCAGCACAUGACUGACAUCCGUUUGGAGGCGGAAAGGCUUGUUCGGACCAUCGACCGGCUCAUCGCUGACACGGCCACUAUCAUCUCAGAGGCGAGGGUCUACGUUUCAAAUGGCGACCUGAUGUACGGGAGGGGAGGAGAGGAGGGUGGAGAGGAAGAUGGUGGCCGGAUCAGGGAACAUGAGCUGCUGUAUCGCAUUAACGCCCAGAUGAAGGCCUUCCGGAAAGAACUGCAGACCUUCAUAGACCGACUGGAAGUGCCGAGGAUCGAGGACAGGGAUGCGGAGGAGCCACUGUCGAUGUUCCAGCCCAUCAUUUUGCUCAUCCUCAUACUCGUGUUAUUCUCAUCCCUCUCCUACGCCACCAUCUUUAAACUAGUCUUUCUUUUUACUCUUUUCUUUGUUCUGUGAUGUACGCCUCCCUUUAAUUCACAUCAUCCCUUGUUUUGUUUUUUGCUCUGUUGUUUUUCUUUCCUCCCCGCAUCAUUUGUUGCCAAGGUAACCAAAAGCACAGGAAAAGCUCAGCACUCGCCAAGGCUGCAGUCACAUUCAAGAGAGUGUGGCUAGAUUCAACACUGGAGUC